AUGUCCUCUUCCUCGUUCCUGGACAACCCCGUCCUCAAGGUGAGUCGCCCGGUGGCCGCUUGUUCCAGGUGCCGCACCGCCAAGGUCAAGUGUGAUGGGAAAUUGCCCGCCUGCACGGCCUGCGAGAAGUCGGGCAAGGCCAGCAGUUGCUCCGGCGCCACCGAUGAGUUUGCGAAAGGCAAAGAACGGAGCUAUGUCGCGUCGCUGGAGGGUUACUGCGAAAGACUGGAGAAGCAGCUCCGGGAAAUCCGUCGUCGCAAGCAGAUGCUUGCCAUGACUGGCGGGGACGGCGUGCCAGAGAGCUCAAUCACCUCCAUUUCGGUGGACGGCCAGAGCCCGAGCGCUCAUCGCAAGGAGGUGUCGGAUAUCGAUGAUCUCGUGGGUGACUUUGGAUUUCUGUUGGUGAACGACGUCUUGGGUUCGUCUGGACGAGGACUCACGGGACGGCAGCUCCUCCUGACCAUGGCCUCCGCCGAACCGCUUCCCCGAUUCUCUUCCAAGGCCUUGCCGCCGCGUUAUGAAGCCACGACUUUGAUCCAGCACUACUUCGACAACAUCUUCGUCCAGCUGCCUUUCUUUACUGAGACCGCCUUCUGGACGUCUGUCGACGCCGUUUAUCAGGAUGCGGGCCGUUUCGCGAAGCCCUUCGAUCACUGGAGCCUACGGAUGGUAUUGGCAAUUGCGUCUGCGUCCAUGUCUCAUCAGCGAUUGAACAACAACUCUCAGCGGGCAAUGUCUCUGGUCUCUGCCGCACUGGAUUAUGCGGAAGAUGUGUUGCGUCCAGGGUCGAUGCUAGGCAUCCAAGCCGUUCUCCUUCUUGCCCAGUAUUCGCUGGUGGACCCGGAGCAUUUUCGACAGCGAUUUCUAGUGGGAAUGACGGCCAGGCUCAUGGUCGAUUUGGGCCUUCACCAGGAUCCUCCAGUGGAGGUCUUUCCCGACCAGGACCGCUUAGACCAGCGACGCCGACUAUUUUACUGUAUCUACUCUUUGGACAGCUCCCUUACGCAGGAGCACAAUGUGUUUCUCAAAAGCCUGGAACCUGCCAUCCAUCUUUUCAAAAUUCGCCGCAUUCUUUCGUCUGGAUACCAGGAGAUGUAUUUCAACGGUCACCACGCUUCCCCCCAGCCGCUGGUCCUAACAUGGACCCUGUGUGCCAAUGCGCGGGAUUGGUUUGACAAAGCGCCGAAGAACGUUCCGAAUCAUUUCACCGCCCUCUAUCGCCUGGAGCUCCUUUAUAGCACGGUUGUCUUUCUUUCGCCUUCACAUCGCGACCCGGUGAUUUGCGAUUUCAAAAAAGUCCUCCUGUUCGAUCGCUGCAUCGACUACAUUAGCCAGCUGCAUCAGGCGCUGGAGAACCAGAACGGACUUCCGUUUGCGACAUAUGUGGAUGUUCAGCGAGCUUACCAAGUUGGGAAGAGCAAUUCCAUGCCGGAGCCACCUCCUGUGCCGUUGGGGAUCCCAGAGCCGCCGUAUCUGGCUGCCGAGGACCGUAUCAAUUGUGUGGCACGCGCUGUCAGUUGUCUGAACCAUACUCGAGGGAUCCUUCAAUACGGUUUCCGAAGGUGGAACAUGCGACAGCUUCUGGACGACUUUAUGCGAGAGUCUACUGCGAUCAGACAACGACUCAUGCCGACACAAGAGCCGUAUUCGACGAAUUACGGGAUGCCGGGUCCUGCGUACGUUCCUGUCGGCACCAUGGGAUUACACUCCUCGAAUGGAUAUGAGGCUUUCGACCCCAAAAUUGCGCAUUUAGCCUUACCGCUUCUCAGACCUAGCAGUUCAGUGCUCCUUCCCAGGUUCCUGUUUUCAAGCAGACGGGGCUCAUUUCCAAUGCAUCAUCGCCGGCAGAAUGGGAUCUUGCUCUGGUUCUGCUGCGUAGCAGUGGUUCUGUGCCUUGUGCCUCGCAGCGGGACGGAUAAGAAUUCAGAGCCAGAGCCAGGGCCGCUUGCAGCGGACUCCGACAAGACAGUACGAAGGCAUGAUACACGAGCUCAGUUAAGAUACGGCGUUUAUAAUAGUCCACUUGUGGUGGGAAGGUACGACGAUUGUUCCAAUUCCGAUUCACGGACGAGAGAUCUCCGUCAUCGACCUCAUGAAUCUGCGAUUGCGUUGAGAUGCCAAGACAAUCCGCUUCUUCGGGAUCUGGAAAAGUGCAAAGACAUUCUCGAGGAAGCCUCGCUUAAUGCAGCACAGAACCGUCCAUUUUCCUCUUCGAUGAUCGGGUUGCUCGACUAUUGCCGAAGAGUGAUUGGAAACAUUGUGGAGAGGACACGUGAAGACAACGAUGGAGUCGAAGACGGAUAUCAUGAACACAGACUCAUCGAUCAGGGGUCAGUCCACGGCAGUCACCAUUUCCAGGCAGUUCAAAGAAGAGAUCCCACACCGCACGCUGGUCCAAAAAGCGUCGCCAACUGGUCCGAGAACCAGGGCGCAAAGAAUACACAUGGCCGUCGAGAAUUGUGCGAGGAGGCAGUUUGUCAGAUACGGGAUCUGGAGAAGCAGUGCGAAACCGCAAACGACCAUGCCAGCAAGGACUCAAAGGAAGCAUGCGAAAUGUGUUACCCAAGGAAGGACACGACGCUGGUCAACGCUCAUUGUAGCUCGAGAAGGAGCAAAGAGACAAAGGCGUUCUAUGUUGUUGGUAUUUUCUUCAUCGCGGUCAGUCUAUGUUCUGGUCUUGCGAUUUUCCUGCGGAAUCGUAAUCGAGACAGGAGGCGGCGGUCCAAGCAAAAGGCCCUGCGAUCAGAUCCGGAUACUCCAGGACUGAGUACGCAGAUAUCGUGGUUCGGGAAUAGAAAUGGAAACAGCAACUUCGACCACGACAGACAGGCGGAAGAUGAUGAUGCGGAGAGCAAUUCCAUUGAGAAGAAUUGGACGGUCCAGCCGCACCGAUGGCAACAAAAGCUCGGACUCUUCUCACGGAGCGGUCCUCGCAAGCGAAUCCAGGACCUGUUUGAUCUGGAGUCGUUGAAACCAUCCAGAAAGGAUGCCCUGGGAGACAGGCAUCUAGAUCCAGAGAAUGCAGGAGCAGAGCGGAUUCCCGUGUUGCCACGGGCCCCAAACGCAAGCAUCCGACUGUCGCGGACAAAUUCGAAGAGUUCUCUCAAGCGCUCACAUUCGCAUUCGCAUUCGAGCUGCAUGAACGUAAACGAUCUUACGGGUCAGCUGGCUAAAAGCCAUUCUUCUGAGACGGAGGAGACGACUGCUAAUACUGCUACUCUACCCGAGAUCCGAGUACAGCAAGUCAACAGCAACAGCCAGAAAACAUCCUCUAAUUAG
Molecule: messenger RNA, 3279 nt
Organism: Rasamsonia emersonii CBS 393.64
Lineage: Eukaryota; Fungi; Ascomycota; Eurotiomycetes; Eurotiales; Trichocomaceae
Exons: 5
Coding region: 1-3279 (1092 amino acids)
Biological process (GO): positive regulation of transcription by RNA polymerase II; DNA-templated transcription
Molecular function (GO): DNA-binding transcription factor activity, RNA polymerase II-specific; sequence-specific DNA binding; zinc ion binding
Source: RefSeq, a predicted model, not a curated record